Messenger RNA from Kogia breviceps (pygmy sperm whale), 3975 nucleotides. The record is from RefSeq and is a predicted model, not a curated record. Lineage: Eukaryota; Metazoa; Chordata; Mammalia; Artiodactyla; Physeteridae.
CAUAUAUAUGUAUAACUGAAUCACUGCUGUACACCCGUAACUUUUACAAUAUUUUAAAUCAACUCUACUUCAAUUAAAAAAAAAAAAUCAUUUAGCGACCAAAGCUAAAUAGGCCCUGACUUUGUGAGCCCCUGCCCUCCAGGAUUACCCUGCAGUGGUGUUCAUUCUAGUGCCCUGGAAGGGGGCACAGACGCAGGUCCUCUGGCCUCACCUUGCUGGGACACGCCAUCCAGCUGUGUGUCUCGGGAGGAGAAGAGAACAGGCAUUCACAGGAUGGAAACGAGGAAAGGAAAUCAGCUGACGCAGGAGCCCGAGUGAGACGAAGAAAACCCACAAGCCCAGCCUACGCCAUGAACUUGUGUCUCCUUUGCACACUGUAAGAGCCCAGGGCAGGUGAAGUUGCCAGAGAGCAAUGGCUCUCUUUACUCCAUGGAAGCUGUCCUCUCAGAAGCUGGGCUUUUUCCUCGUGACUUUUGGCUUUAUUUGGGGUAUGAUGCUCUUGCAUUUUACCAUCCAGCAGAGAACUCAGCCCGAGAGCAGCUCCAUGCUUCGGGAACAGAUCCUGGACCUCAGCAAGAGGUACAUCAAGGCGCUGGCAGAAGAAAACAGAAAUGUGGUGGAUGGGCCCUACGCGGGGGUCAUGACAGCUUACGAUUUGAAGAAGACUCUUGCUGUGUUGUUGGAUAACAUUUUGCAGCGCAUUGGCAAGUUGGAGUCAAAGGUGGACAACCUCGUAAUCAAUGGCACAGGGACAAACUUGACCAACUCCACCACAGCUGUUCCCAGCUUGGUAGCACUUGAGAAAAUUAAUGUGGCAGAUAUCAUUAAUGGAGCUCAAGAAAAAUGCGUACUGCCUCCUAUGGAUGGCUACCCCCACUGCGAGGGGAAAAUCAAGUGGAUGAAAGAUAUGUGGCGCUCGGAUCCCUGCUACGCAGAAUACGGAGUGGACGGGUCCACCUGCUCUUUUUUUAUUUACCUCAGUGAGGUUGAAAAUUGGUGUCCUCAUUUACCUUGGAGAGCAAAAAAUCCCUAUGAAGAAGCUGAUCGUAAUUCAUUGGCAGAAAUUCGUACGGAUUUUAAUAUUCUCUACAAUAUGAUGAAAAAGCAUGAAGAAUUCCGAUGGAUGAGACUACGGAUCCGGCGAAUGGCUGAUGCGUGGAUCCAGGCAAUCAAGUCCCUGGCAGAGAAGCAGAAUCUUGAAAAGAGAAAGCGGAAGAAAGUCCUUGUUCACCUGGGCCUCCUGACUAAGGAAUCUGGAUUUAAGAUUGCAGAGACAGCUUUCAGUGGUGGCCCUCUUGGUGAAUUAGUUCAGUGGAGUGAUUUAAUUACAUCUCUGUACUUACUGGGCCAUGACAUUAGGAUUUCAGCUUCACUGGCGGAGCUCAAGGAAAUAAUGAAGAAGGUUGUAGGAAACCGAUCUGGCUGCCCAACUAUAGGAGACAGAAUUGUCGAGCUCAUUUAUAUUGAUAUUGUAGGACUCGCUCAAUUCAAGAAAACUCUUGGACCAUCCUGGGUUCAUUACCAGUGCAUGCUGCGUGUCCUGGACUCAUUCGGCACAGAACCAGAGUUCAACCAUGCCAACUAUGCCCAGUUGAAAGGCCACAAGACCCCCUGGGGCAAGUGGAAUCUGAACCCGCAGCAGUUUUACACCAUGUUCCCUCACACCCCAGACAACAGCUUCCUGGGGUUCGUGGUUGAGCAACACCUGAACUCCAGCGAUAUCCACCACAUUAACGAAAUCAAGAGGCAGAACCAGUCCCUUGUGUACGGCAAAGUGGAUAGCUUCUGGAAGAAUAAGAAGCUCUACUUGGACAUCAUUCACACAUACAUGGAAGUGCAUGCGACUGUUUACGGUUCCAGCACAAAGAACAUUCCCAGUUACGUGAAAAACCACGGGAUCCUCAGUGGACGGGACUUGCAGUUUCUUCUCCGAGAAACCAAGCUGUUUGUUGGACUUGGGUUCCCUUAUGAAGGCCCGGCUCCCUUGGAGGCCAUUGCAAAUGGAUGUGCUUUUCUGAAUCCCAAGUUCAACCCACCCAAAAGCAGCAAAAACACAGACUUUUUCAUUGGCAAGCCAACUCUGAGAGAGCUGACCUCCCAGCAUCCUUAUGCCGAAGUGUUCAUCGGCCAGCCACACGUCUGGACUGUUGACCUCGAUAAUCAGGAGGAGGUGGAGGACGCCGUGAAAGCAAUUUUAAGUCAGAAGAUUGAGCCGUACAUGCCAUAUGAAUUCACAUGCGAGGGGGUGCUACAGAGAAUCAACGCUUUCAUCGAAAAACAGGACUUCUGCCAUGGGCAAGUGAUGUGGCCGCCUCUGAGUGCCCUGCAGGUAAAGCUUGCUGAGCCCGGGCGGUCCUGCAAGCAGGUGUGUCAGGAGAAACAGCUCAUCUGUGAGCCUUCCUUCUUCCAGCAUCUCAACAAGGACAAGGACUUGCUGAAGUACGAGGUGACCUGCCAAAGCUCAGAGAUGGCCAAGGACAUCGUGGUGCCCUCCUUCGACCCCAAGAACAAGCACUGUGUGUUUCAGGGUGACCUCCUGCUGUUCAGCUGUGCCGGCGCCCAUCCCAGGCACCGGAGGAUCUGCCCCUGCCGGGACUUCAUCAAGGGCCAGGUGGCUCUCUGUAAAGACUGUCUCUAGCAGCAACCGGCUCGUCCCCGCACGCACUCUCCUGGGGAAGACGGUGGCUCCAGCCCCAUCGGGGCAAGGCCGAGCACCUUCAUGUGAAGAUAUGGAUGGAUGUAGAGAGACUCAAGACUUCUUUAGGAAGGUAGGAAUUUUCCUAAAGCGGAGGGCGGGUUCCUUUCCUUCUUGUGGGCUUCAACAAAAAAAUGGAAAACCAAGUUUUUAUAGCAAAAGGCCAAAUUAGCUGUCUAGUGUCCGAUGCAGAAAAAAACUACCCUAGCUUUCUUAGCACGUAGGGUUUUUGCGAGGAUUCAGUUUAGCAGUGAAUUAGCAGUGUUUAGCAGUGUCUGGCAUAUAGUAAGCCCUAGUAAGUGUUAAAUAUUGUUGUUAUUCGCCUUUCAUAAAAUUCGAGAAAGAGCUGAGCUCACUUCUUAUCAUUGAUUCAGAAGUAAUACCUACAGGAGAAUACUCCAAGUUGAUGGAAUGUUGUAGGACAUGGUGGUGGAAGGUACCCGAGUCCUGUGUCCACCCUGCUGGUUAAAAUGCACUGACUGGAAAAUAUGCCUGACUUCAGCCCCAGAUGGAACUGGGCCACAAGAAUUAGCAAACUGAACAUAAGAGGAUGACCUCUGGCCACAUGCUGGACCGCACCCCACUCUUAUCUUCUGGACCCUUCCAGGGUUUUUCUUUGCAGGACUUGGUGAGCUGGAAAUUAAAAUGAAUUCUCUGACAGACUGUCCCCUUAAAGUUACCCAUCUUCCUCUGAAAUGCAAUGAUAGAGGCGUUUCUGUUUUUUAUUGAAGGGGAAAGGAAAUGACCAAUUGAACUUAAUCGCUCCCCAGGAAGCCCCUUUUGGCGCCCCCUGCUGGCCAGGGUGGCUCCUGCACUGUCCAGUCCAAGAGGAUCAGCCUGGUUAGUCGUUACGUUUCUCUCACAUUAAAGGUUAUUCUAUGGGAGUGGCAGGGGCGUCUUCAGAGCUCCAAGAGGCUGCUCGGGGCUUAAUGAUAUUUUCCCAGAUCACCUGAAUGUCAGUUUGUGUUUUUUGUUUUUGUUUUUUUCCGGGGGUGGGGGGGUUGGUUUCAGCCUCUUGCUUCCCUAGAUAGGUUUAGAAUUUUAUCUCCUCUCCUAUCUUGGCCCUAUUCUGCAUAGAUUACAUUUGUGGAAAAUGGAGGAAUAUGUUGGAGUCCGGUGUCUUUUUCAGAUCCUUUGGAUUCUCUUCAACUGAAUCAGCAGGUCAUUUAAGAUUGGAAUUUACCUUCUUCAAAGCAUCAUUGCCUCUAUUUUUCCCAGAUCUUGUGGAGCCUUCAGAUUACCCCCCAACCCCCUGCAUCCGGUGAGGCACGGCAAAGGGA